Molecule: messenger RNA, 3346 nt
Organism: Diceros bicornis minor
Lineage: Eukaryota; Metazoa; Chordata; Mammalia; Perissodactyla; Rhinocerotidae
Gene: ITGB5
Product: integrin subunit beta 5
Exons: 16
Coding region: 129-2684 (851 amino acids)
Biological process (GO): integrin-mediated signaling pathway; cell migration; cell adhesion mediated by integrin
Cellular component (GO): focal adhesion; integrin complex; cell surface
Molecular function (GO): integrin binding
Source: RefSeq, a predicted model, not a curated record
CGGCCGCCGGCGCCGUGAGCCCCGGCUGCGUGCCGGGCAUGCGGCUGCGGCCCCCGACCCCUGGCCCCCGCGCUCCGACCCCGGCCGCACGCCCCCGCCGAGGCCGCCGCUGAGGCGGGCGCCCCACCAUGCCGCGGGCCCCGGCGCCCCUCUACGCCUGCCUCCUCGCGCUCUGCGCGCUCGUGCCCAGCCUCCCAGGUCUCAACAUAUGCACUAGUGGAAGUGCCACCUCCUGUGAAGAAUGUCUGCUCAUCCACCCAAAAUGUGCCUGGUGCUCCAAAGAGGACUUCGGCAGCCUGCGGUCCAUCACCUCCCGGUGUGACUUGAGGGCAAACCUGGUCAGAAAUGGCUGUGGGGGCGAGUUUGAGAGCCCGGCCAGCAGCACUGAGGUCCUGCGGAACCUGCCUCUCAGCAGCAAGGGCUCCAGCUCGGCGGGCGCAGACGUCAUUCAGAUGACGCCGCAGGAGAUCACCGUGAACCUGCGGCCCGGUGAUAAGACUACCUUCCAGCUGCAGGUUCGACAGGUGGAGGAUUAUCCUGUGGAUUUGUACUACCUGAUGGACCUCUCCCUGUCGAUGAAGGAUGACUUGGACAGCAUCCGGAACCUGGGCACCAAGCUUGCUGAGGAGAUGAGGAAGCUCACCAGCAACUUCCGUUUGGGGUUCGGCUCUUUUGUAGACAAGAACAUCUCUCCCUUCUCCUACACAGCGCCGAGGUACCAGACCAAUCCGUGCAUUGGUUACAAGUUAUUCCCAAACUGCGUCCCCUCCUUUGGGUUCCGCCAUCUGCUGCCUCUCACAGACAGAGUCGACAGCUUCAACGAGGAAGUUCGGAAACAGAGGGUGUCCCGGAACCGUGAUGCCCCCGAGGGGGGCUUUGACGCAGUACUCCAGGCAGCAGUCUGCAAGGAGAAGAUCGGCUGGCGAAAAGAUGCUCUGCACUUGCUGGUGUUUACAACCGACGACGUGCCCCACAUCGCGCUGGAUGGAAAGCUGGGGGGCCUGGUGCAGCCGCACGAUGGCCAAUGCCACCUGAAUGAGGCCAACGAGUACACUGCGUCCAACCAGAUGGACUAUCCAUCCCUUGCCUUGCUUGGAGAGAAAUUGGCAGAGAACAACAUCAACCUCAUCUUUGCAGUGACAAAGAACCAUUAUAUGCUCUACAAGAAUUUUACAGCCCUGAUACCUGGAACAACGGUGGAGAUUUUACAUGGAGACUCCAAAAAUAUCAUUCAACUGAUUAUCAAUGCGUACAAUAGCAUCCGGUCUAAGGUGGAGCUGUCGGUCUGGGAUCAGCCUGAGGAUCUUAAUCUCGUCUUUACUGCUACUUGCCAGGAUGGCGUAUCCUACCCUGGUCAGAGGAAGUGUGAGGGCCUAAAGAUCGGGGACACGGCGUCCUUUGAGGUGUCGGUGGAGGCCCGGAGCUGCCCAGACAAACACGCGGAGCACGCGUUCACCCUGCGGCCCGUGGGAUUCCGGGACAGCCUGGGGGUGGCGGUCACCUACAACUGCAAGUGCAGCUGCAGCGCGGGGCCGGAGCCCGACAGCGCCAGGUGCAGUGGGAACGGGACUUAUGUCUGCGGCCUGUGUGAGUGCAACCCCAGCUACCUGGGCACCAGGUGCGAGUGCCAGGAGGGGGAGAACCAGGGCGGGUACCAGAACCUGUGCCGGGAGGCGGAGGGCAAGCCCCUGUGCAGCGGGCGCGGGCAGUGCAGCUGCAACCAGUGCUCCUGCUUCGAGAGCGAGUUCGGGAAGAUCUACGGGCCUUUCUGCGAGUGCGACAAUUUCUCCUGUGCCAGGAACAAAGGAGUCCUCUGCUCAGUAUGGUUCUCCUGGGAGAAGAAGAGGGCAAGCCUGGCCCGCUACCAGUGUCAAAUACAAAAGCAGGAGAAGGUGCUGCCGUAUGAUGUGGACUCAGAGUGGGAGGGAUCUGCCAUGGGUCAUCCAGGACUUACCUGCACAGCAUUCCUGACAGGCCACGGCGAGUGUCACUGUGGAGAAUGCAAGUGUCAUGCAGGUUACAUUGGGGACAACUGUAACUGCACAACAGAUGUCAGCAUGUGCCGGGCCAAGGACGGCCAGAUCUGCAGCGACCGCGGGCGCUGCAUCUGUGGGCAGUGCCAGUGCACGGAGCCAGGAGCCUUUGGGGAGACAUGUGAGAAGUGCCCAACCUGCCCGGAUGCUUGCAGCACCAAGAGAGAUUGUGUCGAGUGCUUGCUGCUUCACUCAGGGAGCCCGGCUGACAACCAGACCUGCCAAACCGUGUGCAAGGAUGAGGUGAUCACGUGGGUGGACACCAUCGUGAAAGAUGACCAGGAGGCUGUGCUUUGUUUCUACAAAACCGCCAAGGAUUGUGUCAUGAUGUUCACCUACGCAGAGCUCCCCAGUGGGAAGUCCAACCUGACGGUCCUCAGGGAGCCAGAAUGUGGAACCGCCCCCAAUGCCAUGACCAUCCUCCUGGCCGUGGUCGGCAGUAUCCUCCUGAUUGGGAUUGCGCUCCUGGCCAUCUGGAAGCUGCUUGUCACCAUCCAUGACCGGAGAGAGUUUGCAAAGUUCCAGAGUGAGCGAUCCAGGGCCCGCUACGAAAUGGCUUCAAACCCCUUGUACAGAAAGCCCAUCUCCACACACACUGUGGAUUUCACCUUCAACAAGUUCAACAAAUCCUACAACGGCUCGGUAGACUGACGGCUCCUUCUCAGAGGGCUGGAGGGGGCUGAGGAUCAAGUCAGAGACUGAUGUGCUGACAGCUGUUCGACUCAGUCACAGCUCCCUAGAUAGACGAGCACAGAGACCUUCCGGUGAGCCUGGGCCAGGAGCCCACUGCCUGCACAGGAAGGCACCCGGCCAUGCCACCUGGCUGCUGGGCCAGAGCCACACUAGGCACCACCCCUCCAAGCCCAGGAAAGGCCACGGAACCUUGGCACUCUCGCUUUCCCCACAGCAUCCAACUUGUCGUCUCAAUGAACUACUGAGAUGCUGGAUGGCCUCUCCCUUCCAGGAGGGCUGGGCCUCCAGUCUGGCCAGAUGAGGAGGCUCUUGGGAGUGUCAGCAUGUGUAAAAGUAACAAACGGUCUGGCUUUUUUUGUGUUGAUGAUUUUUGUAUGAAAUAAAAAGAUCGUGCAUUUAUGGUAUAGUUCUGAUUCCUGAGAAUUGUCUGCCUGAUGUCUAUGCCUUGCACAUGGGUGUUGGUGAUGGGAUUAUUGAGACGCCUGUUGAAGGCACAUAGUUUGCAAAUGUCAGUUUUCCUCUCCUGUCCAUGUUUGUUUAGUAUUUUUGUAAUGAAAAGGAAAGAGAUUGUUUGGGAUUGAAAGUAAAGAUUAAAACCAAAAGAUUUUGUGUCCGCCUGA